Molecule: messenger RNA, 732 nt
Organism: Aspergillus fischeri NRRL 181
Lineage: Eukaryota; Fungi; Ascomycota; Eurotiomycetes; Eurotiales; Aspergillaceae
Product: 60S ribosomal protein eL13
Exons: 3
Coding region: 1-732 (243 amino acids)
Biological process (GO): translation
Cellular component (GO): ribosome; cytosolic large ribosomal subunit
Molecular function (GO): RNA binding; structural constituent of ribosome
Source: RefSeq, a predicted model, not a curated record
AUGAACCGCAUUUUUACAAGACAUGGAAAUCCAGAUUGUAUCGCAUUUUUUUUGGGAAUUGAUGGUCUGACGGAGAUUUUGAUAUUAGACUUCCACAAGGACUGGCAGCGUCGUGUGCGCGUGCACUUCGACCAGCCUGGCCGCAAGCACCGCCGUCGUGAGGCCCGUCUCGCUAAGGCCGCCGCUGUUGCUCCUCGUCCGGUUGACAAGCUGCGUCCCGUUGUGCGCUGCCCUACCGUCAAGUACAACCGCCGUGUCCGUGUCGGCCGUGGUUUCACCCUUGCUGAGCUGAAGGAAGCUGGUAUCCCCAAGAAGCUCGCUCGCACGGUCGGUAUCGCCGUUGACCACCGCCGUGUCAACUACUCCAAGGAGUCGCUCGUUGCCAAUGUCGCUCGUCUCAAGGACUACAAGGCUCGCCUGAUCCUUUUCCCCCGCAAGAGCGGUCAGUUCAAGAAGCUUGACUCGUCCGCCGACGAGGUCAACGCCGCCAAGGCUGCUUUCGCCGCCGAGGGCAAGACUGAGGGUUACACCACCAAGCUGGGCGCUAUCUUCCCCAUCAAGAACAUCUCCGCCGCUGAGGCCGUCACCGAGGUCAAGCGCGAUGAGCUGCCCAAGGGCGAAGAGGCCGCUUACCGCCGCCUGCGGGAGACCCGCAGCGAGGCCCGCUACAAGGGCAUCCGGGAGAAGCGUGCCAAGGCCAAGGCUGAGGAGGAGUCUGCUGCUAAGAAAUAA